Molecule: messenger RNA, 1578 nt
Organism: Pangasianodon hypophthalmus (striped catfish)
Lineage: Eukaryota; Metazoa; Chordata; Actinopteri; Siluriformes; Pangasiidae
Gene: cdc42l
Product: cell division cycle 42, like
Exons: 7
Coding region: 132-707 (191 amino acids)
Biological process (GO): modification of synaptic structure; small GTPase-mediated signal transduction
Cellular component (GO): dendritic spine
Molecular function (GO): GTPase activity; GTP binding
Source: RefSeq, a predicted model, not a curated record
GGUUUUUCUAAAUUCACUUCUUAGGUUGAAUAGCUGUAGAAAGGGCUGGGCUUCUCCACGCCCACUGAGCAACAGCGCCACAGCCAGAGGACCCGGAUGUGAGCUACAGCGAUAGAAGCCGAGAAUCAAAGAUGCAGACCAUAAAAUGUGUGGUGGUGGGAGAUGGUGCGGUGGGAAAGACAUGUUUAUUGAUCUCCUACACAACCAACAAGUUCCCUUCAGAAUACGUGCCUACGGUAUUUGAUAACUAUGCAGUCACUGUAAUGAUUGGAGGAGAGCCAUACACACUUGGACUUUUUGACACAGCAGGUCAAGAGGACUAUGACAGGCUACGGCCCCUGAGUUACCCUCAGACAGAUGUUUUUCUUGUGUGCUUCUCCGUUGUCUCACCUUCCUCUUUUGAGAACGUCAGAGAAAAGUGGGUACCAGAGAUCUCCCACCACUGUCCUCGAACUCCAUUCCUGCUGGUUGGUACUCAGGUGGACUUGAGAGAUGACAGUAACACAGUGGAGAAACUCGCUAAGAACAAACAGCGCCCACUGUCGCCCGAGAGCGGAGACAAACUGGCCAGAGACCUCAGAGCAGUGAAAUAUGUGGAGUGCUCUGCCCUCACACAGAGAGGAUUAAAGAAUGUCUUUGAUGAAGCCAUCUUGGCUGCCCUGGAGCCUCCUGAGACCAAACCCAAGAAACGCUGCAUUCUCUUAUAAAAGAAAUUUGGGAACAAGUUGAUGGGGAGAAAAAUGUGAGGCAUUCAGACAGUGCCUUUAGUUUUACAAAAUUAAGAGUGGUUUGUGUGGUAAUAUGCUGACAUCUCUCUUCCUGACUAAUAGCCAGUCUUUCUAUACAAGACCUACCUAUACACAAAAAAAUUAAUGCGUUCAAAACAUGGAAAUGGAUGACUGGCGUUUUUUUUUUCUUUCUACAAGUCUGCCAUUACUUAAACAAACAACCACUUAAAUGUGUUUUUCACAUCCCUCACUUUGACUUUGUUUAGCCUCAGCAGUCUUUAAAAAAAAAAAAAAAAAAAAAAGACCAUGCUAAAGCAAUCAGUUGUUUUCCUUCUUUCAUUCCUUUUCAUUGAGGCAAUUGGAACUCCAAGUGUUUCUUACCACCUCUGCCCUCUGCAGGACUUAAACUGAAUUUUUUUUAAUGAUUGUGGCGUAUUAAUAAUGACACAAGUAUUGUAUGAUUAUUUUUGUUUUUAUUUUGGUGAGUGGGUGUUUAACAGUUAGGACUUGGAGAUUUUAGUGCAAUUUUUUUUAAUAUUGUUUGAUUUCUUUUGUGCUGUUUUUUUAGGUGCCACUUUAUCACCUUGGUUGGUCUUUUUGACUUUUAAAGAAAAAUGCAUUAUAAUCUAUUACAUUAGCUGGUCUCUACAUUGGUAGCCAUGGUAAUUAAAGCAAUAAUAAUUUACAAGUAAUAAAAAUGCAGGAUGUGGAACUGAUGUGGGAGUAGAUUUUAUGUGUAACUGUAAUAUAAAAAAAAAAACAUGAAUUGUAAGGAGACCUUUGUCAUAUUUUAUGCAUUUACACAUUUUCUUCAAAUCUAAUACAGAAAUGGUCUUUAUUUCUCAGGGAA